AUGAAGUGUGCUCGAGUACGGAACAACUUUACUAAUGUGAAAGCUGACCAGAGAGGGGGGGGCGAUCGUACUCGGGCACGGCUGUUCUGUUUCCCAUGUUUGCUGUUUGGCGGUACCACCGACAGGGUCUGUACUAAUGCAGGACAUUGUGACCCGAACAACUUGCCCUGUGCGAUAACCAAGCACAAAAAGUCGGUGGUCCACAUUCAGAGCCAGAUUGCUCUGAAAACAUUUGGACUCAACAGAAUCGACCUGGCUUUGGAUGAACAACAACGGCUGAGCGUUAGCAUCCACAAUGAGAAGGUAACGAAAAACUGAGAAAUCCUAAAAACUCUCAUUGAUGCUGCAUGUUUCCUUGGUAAACAGGAGCUAGCUUUCCGUGGGAACAAUGAGAGUAAAAGUUCCUCAAACCGGGGGAAUUUCAUUGAACUGUUGCACCUGUUUGCCAGCGAGGAUGCUAAUUUAGCCUCCCACUUGGCAUCAUCUACAUUGUUUUCCGGCAUGUCAAACAGAAUCCAAAAUGACUUAAUUGAAGCGAUUGCGGAUGUUCUGAAGGAAGACAUAAAAGAGGAACUGAGUGUGGCACAGUUUGUUGCAGUGGAGGUGGAUGAAACCACAGACAUCACAAACAAGGCUCAAAUCUCAGUCAUUAUUCGGUAUGUCUCCAGUAGUGAGGUGAAGGAGGCUUUGUUGGGCUUUGAUGAUGUGAGUGAUGACCACAGAGCAACGGUAAUUACCAACUAUAUGUUAGGUGUACUAGAGAAGUUUAACUGUGCACACAAGUUGGUAGCGCAACAUCUAAAUGGAGUACAAGCAAAAAUUAGAGAAAAAGUCCCAGAAGCAAUAUUUACUCACUGCUACAGCCACAAACUAAACCUUGUGCUCUCACAGUCUGCAAAGAUGAUCCCUGAGUGUAAAAUCUUUUUUAAGACUGUUGAAGGCCUUGCAGCUUUUUUUAGCAGGUCUACGAAAUGCCCCAAUCUACUUGAUGAAGCGGUGAAACGAUGCAUUCCACAGGCAGCAGCUACCAGAUGGAACUCAAACUCGAGGCUUGUUCAGAUCAUCAUGUUCUACCAUGCAGAGUUUCGCGAGGUAUUCAACCUCAUUCAAGAAAACCCCAAUGAUUGGGAUGGAGAGGCACUAACUAUGACCGCUGGGUUCAAUUUCUGACUUUCUAAAGCUUCUACCUGCUUUCUUCUCAUGGAAUACAGUGCGAUUUUCACAGAGACAGACACAUUGUUCCGUGUUCUCCAGACCGAGGUGAUGGACAUAGGAUUCUGCUCCCUUCGUGUCAGUGACACUGUGAAAGCCUUGAGCAACCAGCGCCAGUUGUUUGACUCAUUUUAUGAAUGUUUUCAGGAGCGGUGCAAAGCUAUGAACUUGGUCCACAAUAGCAUGUGCAGCAAGCAGCCGGUCCGAGACGAGAGACGAAGGCUUUUCUACAGCCUCCUGGACAACAUCAAUGUACAGAUGGAGGCAAGAUUCAACAACUUGGGAGAACUUGAUUUUCUGGCUUUAGUUGACUGUAAAAAGUUUACUGAGCUGUCAGCUCACUUUAAUGAUGCAAAACUGCAUAGCCUCGCUAAAUAUGGCAAGUACUUUGAUUUUGUCAGGCUAAAAGCCGACCUCAUCGGGUUAAAUAGUUCACAGAUGGUCAAGGACAAAUCACCUCUUCAACUGCUGGCUUUCCUGGUUGAAAAUGACCAUGAACUGUUCCAGAGGCAACCAAACUGCUGAAAUUGGUGUUGACCAUUCGAGCCACCACAGCAUCAGUGGAAAGGUCUUUUUCUGCCUUAAAAUGCAUAAAGACCUACAGCCGCAACAGGACGGAGCAAAGAAGAUU
Molecule: messenger RNA, 1843 nt
Organism: Sebastes umbrosus (honeycomb rockfish)
Lineage: Eukaryota; Metazoa; Chordata; Actinopteri; Perciformes; Sebastidae
Product: zinc finger MYM-type protein 1-like
Exons: 3
Source: RefSeq, a predicted model, not a curated record